Molecule: messenger RNA, 3129 nt
Organism: Patiria miniata (bat star)
Lineage: Eukaryota; Metazoa; Echinodermata; Asteroidea; Valvatida; Asterinidae
Product: tyrosine-protein kinase receptor Tie-1-like
Exons: 18
Coding region: 1-3129 (1042 amino acids)
Biological process (GO): multicellular organism development; cell surface receptor protein tyrosine kinase signaling pathway; positive regulation of kinase activity
Cellular component (GO): signaling receptor complex
Molecular function (GO): transmembrane receptor protein tyrosine kinase activity; protein binding; ATP binding
Source: RefSeq, a predicted model, not a curated record
AUGGCGGUACGUGUUUCCGCGCCGACGCCAGAGCCUCGCAAAACAAAGUUGCUGGUAUUUUGGGACGUACUGUAUAGCACGUGCCCGACUGGGAAAUUUGGACCAGAUUGUCUGAUUGAUUGUCACUGUGACAACAACGCUGCCUGCGAGAAAGACAGCGGCUACUGCAGUGGAUCGAAUGGAACAUGUGCUGCUCAUGCAUUCCAGUCCGAUAAAAAUGCAAACAACUGUCAGACAGGUGUCAUUGAAUUCCAAAUGUUGACGAUGCCCAACCAAGGCCAAGAUGUGACAUUCAGUUGUGCAGCUACGUCGGGCGACGCUCUUCCAGUAAAUACACUUGUCCUAGCAGCAGAAGCAAGCAAUAGCUCAGCAGAAUUCUCACGGAUAGCAACCGUGACGGAAGGGAUGGUGCUCAACAACACAUUCACCGCGUCUGGACUGCUUGACGGUCAAAACGUCUACUGCUAUCUUCUACAUAACAGUAAUCCCGUGUGGACCUAUCUAACUGUGUCCCUUUUUGUUCCCCCAUAUCUAAGCCAGCCUCCUGUAGUAGUUGCUGGGCCAGGAUCAGUGACUGUCAGCUGGCAGGCAUGGGGAUCACACGUGGAUGACUCUGGAGAUGGACCAAUCAUCAGAUACAUCGUGUACUACAUGAGUUCAACUAGUGCAUCAUGGACAAUGGCUGAUGAGAUACCAGUCACAGACCAGUCACAGACUGCUUACAGUUUUGUAGUCCAACCGCUGGAUCCAAGCACUCAAUACCAGUUCAGCGUGGCUGCUGUAAGAGAUGGACCAGGAGGCCAGGGAUCUUUCAGUCCUGCAUCACAGUCGAUUUAUCCUCUAACAACAUCUCCUCCAGCUACUGAAGGCCCUACACUUGCAGAAUCUUCAACCGCAGCACUCACUACUCCUGUCCUAGGCACAUGUCCGAUUGGCUUCUAUGGACUAGAUUGUCUGCUUGAUUGUCACUGUGCUACCAACGCUGCCUGCGUGAGAGACAGUGGUUACUGCAGUGGAUCGAAUGGAGUCUGUGCUGAUGGAUUCAAGUCAGAUAUGAACGCCAACAACUGUCAGACAGGUAUCAUUGAAUUUCAAAUGUUGACGAUGUCCAACCAAGGCAAGGAUGCGACAUUCAGUUGUGCAGCUACGUCAGGAGACGUUCUUUCGGCAGACUCAAUUUCCGUGGUAGCCGGAAGCUCAUCGUUCCCACGAACAGGGACUGUGACUGAAGGCAUGGUGCUCAACAACACGUUCACAGUAUCUGGACUGAUUAACAACCAGUUGGCCACCUGCUAUCUAACUCAUAACAGUCAAGCUGUAUUCACAACUCUGAGUGCAUCUUUUUUUGGUCCCCCAUAUCUAAGCCAGACUCCUGCAGUCGUUGCUGGGCCAGGAUCGGUGACUGUCAGCUGGCAGGCAUGGGACUCACACGUGGAUGACUCUGGAGAUGGACCAAUCAUCAAAUACAUCAUUUACACCAUGAUUUCAACUAGUGCAUCAUGGACAUUGGCUGGUGAGAUAUCAGUCACAGACCAGUCACAGGCCGCAUAUAGCUUUGUAGUCCAACCACUGGAACCAAGCACUCAAUACCAGUUUAGUGUGCAAGCUGUAAGAGAUGGACCAGGAGGUUCCGGGUCUUUCAGUCCUGUAUCACAGUUGAUUUAUCCUCUAACAACACCUCCUCCAACUACUGAAGGUCCUACCACCACAGAAUCUUCAACAACAGUGUCAAUACCAUCUUCAACGUUGGUGCCUACAUCAUCGGUAACUAGGCCUACUGUACCAGCACUGACCACAAGAGUGCAAGGAGUAACUCGCGACGAUGAGCCGCCAACUGAGGCAGAUUUUGUCACGAGGUCGUCAACAACCGCUGAAGCAGAUUUUGCCACGAAGGAACCUAAAGUAACAGAGAAGCCAUCGAAUACAGGUAUAUCAAACACUGUUGUGAUAGCUGCCUGUGGGGCGUCUGUCUGUGUGAUUGUAGCAAUUGUUGCUAUCGUCGCAUUCUGCUUCUGCAAGCGAAGAAGGCAUCGGACCCCAAAGCCUAAGACACCCGCUGAAAGACUCCAGUUGAAUGCCUACGAAAAUAGAGUAGCACAAGAGGACGAGGCCCAUUCCUCAGGUGAUGACCGGCCAGCACCCAACACAGCGGUUGGUGACGGCUCGGUGUCAACAUACGAGGAUAUUGGCCUGCCAUCUUGGGCUAAAGACUGGACCAUUCCAUGGCCGAAUAUGAUGAUCGGUGAUAAGGUCUUGGGUGAUGGAUACUUUGCCUUUGGUGAAGUUCUCGACGGUGUGGUGAAGAUAGAGGGAGAGUUUUCUAAUGCCGCCAUCAAGAAACUUGAAGAUAAUGCCCCAACAAACGAACGAAAAACCUUCAUGGUGGAAUUUCGAGCUCUGACUCAAAUUGGAAGGCACCCGAAUGUUGUGAACCUUCUCGGUGCAUGCCAACAUGCCGAAAUUAUGUACGUGGCCACGAAGUACCUACCAAAAGGCGAUCUCCGUUCGUAUCUGCGAGCGGCCAGAUCCACUGGCAACACCCAGCUACCUCUCUCGCCGCAGGAGCUUCUCCAGUUUGCUUUGGAUGUUGCCAAAGGAAUGCAACACAUUACUGCAUGUGGGGUGAUUCACCGCGCUUUAGCAGCUAGAAACAUCCUCCUCAGUACGGACCUGGUUGCCAAGAUUUCCGAUUGUGGUUUGGCGCGAAAAGAAGACGCUUACAUCCCGCUGCCAGAGAGCCGUGUCGCUACUCGCUGGCUGUCUCCUGAAUCGCUCACGUCCAAGACAUACACAUCACAGAGUAGCGUGUGGUCCUUCGGAAUCGUCUUGUGGGAAAUCGCGACACUAGGAGCCACUCCUUAUCACGAGGACACCAAAGCUAAACACAUAGUGUCGAAGUUGAAGAAUCGAUACCGGAUGCCCAAACCCAGCAACUGUGAUGAUGAAAUGUACAGGCUGAUGUUGACGUGCUGGCAGGAAGACCCGGCCAACCGACCUGAUUUCAAGAAACUAGUGACUCGCCUGACAAGUAUGGCUGACAGCCAAAAUGAAAAUGCAUACAUGCUAAUGCUACCGCAAACUGAGCGAUACAUGAACAUGAAGAUUCGCCCAGAGCUGGAUGGCAACUGA